Molecule: messenger RNA, 1784 nt
Organism: Oreochromis niloticus (Nile tilapia)
Lineage: Eukaryota; Metazoa; Chordata; Actinopteri; Cichliformes; Cichlidae
Gene: mbd4
Product: methyl-CpG binding domain protein 4
Exons: 8
Coding region: 186-1595 (469 amino acids)
Biological process (GO): DNA repair
Cellular component (GO): nucleus
Molecular function (GO): DNA binding; pyrimidine-specific mismatch base pair DNA N-glycosylase activity
Source: RefSeq, a predicted model, not a curated record
CUCGCACUGCGCAGACUCGCACUUGCUCGCUACUUCCUGCUUCUGUGUUGACAUCAGAAAGAACUCGGUAAAGCCACGUCGAGACAAGAAGAUGCACAUCUAAAGCCUGAUCAGUAUUCAUGACUCCAAAGAAACUAAAAAUGCAUCCUACUAGAUAAGAUACUGAACUGGAGAGCAGUGUGGACAUGAAUCAUCAAAGUCUCAAAGAAGGGGAGAUUUUGUGCCCUUCUUCCGCAUUGCCCCCUGGCUGGAUCAGAGAAGUGAGGCAGCGGAAAGCAGGCAAGACAGCAGGCAAACUAGAUGUCUACUUUACAAGUCCCGAAGGGCAAAGGUUCCGGUCCAGAGCAUCCCUACGCACUUUCCUCCUGGAAAGUGGAAGUGGUAACUUAGACAUAAGCCUCUUUGAUUUCACCACAUCCAAAGAUGAUGUUGUCACCCCUUCACAAGCACCCCCUCCCAAAGUAAAGCAGAGGAGAGGAAAGAAAAAGCCUUUAGAGGGACAGCAGGAGGAAACAGAAAAUGAAACAGCAAUUCUAGAGGCACCUCCAAAUAAAUCCAAACAAGCCUCUUCCUCCCUCAGAAGUGAUACUAAAAGCGGAAAAGUGAGGACGGCAGACGACACAAAUCAUAUUGAUGCUGACACUAAACUACAGAAGACUGCAUGUGUAUUAGAAGUGAAUGUGAAUGGAGACAAAACUACUGAAACUUUAAAUGGUUGUUUACAAGCUUUGACCGCAGAAAAAGUGGACAAUGUACAACUGCAAAAGAGCCCCCAAAGAGGAGGCCAACUGAGAGAGAAGUUACUCAGACUGGCUCCUUUAAGUAAUCAACCAAACACGUCUAUUCUUCAAGAGGACAAGAAAGCAGAUUUGAAGCCUUCGGCCCCGAUUUUGAAUGUUGAACCUGCCGCUGAGAGCGAGAAAAAAGGUGAUGAAAGCAAAGGUGACAACACUCCUAAUUCUGACCUGGAGACUGGCGAUGACAGUCGUCAAGAUGCUGAAGAACAUGCGUUGUUACCUGAUACCACUGAUGGGAGCUGUACACCAGUUCGAGAAUCCCAGAAUAAGUCCAAAAGCUUGGAAGGCAAGCGGAAAACAAGUCCUUAUUUCAGUGGGAAAUCCAGCAGAGAUGGACUUAGCCCACCGAGGAGGAAGGCCUUCAAGAAGUGGACACCUCCCCGGUCUCCCUUCAACCUCGUACAGGAAACUCUUUUCCAUGAUCCCUGGAAGCUGCUGGUAGCCACAGUUUUUCUGAACAAAACCAGUGGUAAAAUGGCCAUUCCAGUCCUGUGGCAGUUCUUUGAGCGUUAUCCAUCUGCAGAGGUGACCCGACAGGCCGACUGGAAGCCCAUGUCUGAACUUAUGAAGCCACUUGGCCUGUAUGAGCUUAGAGCCAAAACACUCAUCCGCUUCUCAGAUGAGUAUCUAACUAAACAGUGGCGUUACCCUAUUGAGUUGCACGGUAUUGGAAAGUACGGCAACGACUCGUACAGGAUCUUCUGUAUCAAUGAGUGGAGACAGGUAAAACCUGAUGAUCAUAAGCUAAACAAGUACCAUGCUUGGCUGUGGGAGAACCAUGAGAAACUGGGAAUCUGAAGGACCAGAAACAAGAAAAUCACUUCUAUCACACAAACUGCAGUUACCCAACAAUAUAACAAUAUUAGCAUUAUGGAGGACUUGAAAUUUUAAUCCUGAAUUUCUUCAAUAUUAUGCAGUAUUACGCUGGCUAACCUUUAAGAACUUUUAUUAUGUGUUGAAUAAAAUGUUUUAAGCUGGUUAAAAGUU